Messenger RNA from Ceratotherium simum simum (southern white rhinoceros), 1248 nucleotides. RefSeq names its product olfactory receptor 52A5-like. Gene Ontology annotation, biological process: G protein-coupled receptor signaling pathway. The record is from RefSeq and is a predicted model, not a curated record. NCBI's taxonomy places the organism in Eukaryota, Metazoa, Chordata, Mammalia, Perissodactyla, Rhinocerotidae. Gene Ontology annotation, molecular function: G protein-coupled receptor activity; olfactory receptor activity. Gene Ontology annotation, cellular component: plasma membrane.
AUGAAGAAAGAACAAAAGUCAAAAACACAAAAACACCGUGGCAGCCAGCCUCCUGGCAGAAUUUUGCCUGCAGGCAACCAGUUGGAGCUUCUGCUGACAAUAAUCGAUUUGGAGCAGCAGUGCUCCUGGUUGAGCCGAGCAGAGUCCCAGCACGAAGUCACAAGCCAUGUGGAGGAACAGGAAAACCUGGCUCAUUCAGAGGAACAAUAUAAAUCUCCAGAAAUCAAUCCUAAAGAGUCAGAGGGUAUAGAAGAUAAAACAGGAUUAUCACUCCUUGAUUCUACUGACCAAAUCACCCUGCUCAGGUUCAAUGGCUCGGUCUUCAUGUCCUCUGUACUAACACUCAUCGAGAUUCCCGGCCCGGAGUCAGUGCAGUGUUGGAUUGGGAUUCCAUUCUGUAUCAUGUACCUCGUUGCUGUGAUUGGGAAUUCCCUAAUUUUAAUUAUAAUCAAAUAUGAAAACAGCCUCCAUAAUCCCAUGUAUAUUUUUUUGGCCAUCUUGGGGGCCACAGACAUUGCACUUAGCACCUGUAUUCUUCCCAAAAUGUUAGGCCUUUUCUGGUUUCGUUUGCCAGAGAUUUCUUUUGAAGCCUGCCUUCUACAAAUGUGGCUUAUUCACUCAUUCCAGGGAAUUGAAGCAGGGGUCCUACUGGCGAUCGCUUUAGAUCGCUAUGUGGCCAUCUGUGACCCCUUGAGACAUGCCACCAUCUUCUCCCAACAACUCUUUAUGUACGUUGGAGGUGGAGUAACAUUCAGGUCUGCCAUACUUUUAGCGCCAUCUGUCUUACUUAUCAAAUGUCUUCUUAUACUCUACCGAAGAACAAUCGUCUCCCACUCUUAUUGUGAGCACACGGCCAUUGUGAAGCUGGCUACUGAAGAUAUCUGGAUCAACAAGAUAUAUGGUCUAUUUGUUGUUUUUGCCAUCUUAGGGUUUGACAUAAUCUUUAUCAUCUUGUCUUGUGUUCAAAUAUUUAUCACUGUCUUUCGACUGCCCCAGAAGGAGGCACGAUUCAAGGCCCUUAAUACAUGCAUUGCCGACAUUUGUGUCUUCCUACAGUUCUACCUCCUUGCCUUCUUCUCUUUCUUUACUCACAGGUUUGGUUCUCACAUACCACCAUAUGUUCAUAUCCUCCUAGCAAACAUUUACCUGUUAGUCCGACAUUUUCUCAACCCUAUUGUCUAUGACAUGAAGACCAAACAAAUUCCUGACCAUGUCCUGAAAAUGUUUUUCUCCAAAAAAAAAUCUUGA